Molecule: messenger RNA, 912 nt
Organism: Lactuca saligna
Lineage: Eukaryota; Viridiplantae; Streptophyta; Magnoliopsida; Asterales; Asteraceae
Source: the annotation of a GenBank genome assembly
AUGAUGACUUCUUUUACCUUGUACACCGUUCCCGCCGCCACUACGGCCACCACCAACAUAAUCAAAACUAACUGCUACCAACUUAAGACUCAUGCAAAGCAAACCCAUCGCUUGAAAGCGUCAUGCAACGCAAUCCCGGAUGAAAACAAUGAUAAAACACUCGAAACUUCACUUCAAAUGAAAAACAUAGACCGGAGAAACAUAAUACUCCAACUCGGUGGUCUCUUUGUGGCCAGCAACAUGACCUCAGUUCCUUUGGCCUAUGCUGAUGCAAUUUCAGCUCGGUCUAAUCACUCGGUUUGCGCUGCUUCGCCUUUAGGCAUACAGAAUCUUGGAACCCCCGUAAAGGAACACAUGGAGAAUAGGGAAGAUGUAGACACGAAUAAGCUCGGAUACCAAUACAAAAGGUCCGAAAUCCCAUGGGGAAGGAGUCAACCGACUGAAUAUCGCAAGGAUUCAAAAUUUGGAGAUAAGUCUAUAGGAAUAGAGAAGAAGGUGUGGGAGGUGGAAUUUCCAGUGAAGUUAAACAAGACAGUUAAGGUACUCGUGAAGAGGCCGGCUGUUAAUAGGACCAAGGAGGACAAACAGAAAGCGAAUGAGAUUUUGUUGGUAAAUGGAGUGAGAUUCGAUGGUGAGAAGUACGUCAAGUUCGAUGUCUUUGUCAACGACAUAGACAAUGGAACCGAAACCACCCCGGCUGACAGUGAGUUUGCUGGUAGUUUUGCACAGCUUCCGCAUGGCAAAACCGACAGGAUGAUGAUGAUGAGCGGAGUUAGGUUUGGGUUAACGGAACUUUUGGAGGACAUAAAAGCUGAAGAUGAUGAAUAUGUUUUGGUGAAAUUGGUGCCUAGGACUGGGUGUGAUGACGUUACAGUUUCCGAGAUCAAGAUUGAAUUGGUUCCUGUUGUUUGA